UCAAUGGUGUGGUCAUUCGGAGUUUGAAAGUCAACUGCAAGGUCACCUCUCGCUUCGCCCACUACGUCGUCACCAGCCAAGUGGUCAACAAUGCCAACAAAGCCAAGGAAGUGGCCUUCGAUGUGGAAAUCCCCAAGACAGCCUUCAUCAGCGACUUUGCCAUCACAGCAGAUGAAAACACAUUUGUGGGGGACAUAAAGGACAAAGUGACUGCAUGGAAGCAGUACCGGAAAGCAGCCAUUUCAGGAGAGAAUUCUGGCCUCGUCAGGGCCUCAGGGAGAACAAUGGAGCAAUUUGCCAUCCACGUCACCAUUGGUCCUCGGAGCAAGGCCACAUUCCAGUUAACCUACGAGGAGGUGCUGAGGCGCAAGCUUAGGCAGUAUGACAUUGUCAUCAAGGUCAAACCCAAGCAGCUGGUGCAGCAUUUUGAGAUCGACGUGGACAUCUUUGAGCCCCAGGGGAUCAGCAAGUUGGAUGCCCAGGCCUCCUUCCUUUCCAAGGAAGCAGCAGCCCAACUCAUCAAGAAGUCCUUCUCAGGGAAAAAGGGUCAUGUGCUUUUCCGCCCCACGGUGGGCCAGCAACAAUCCUGCCCCACAUGCUCUACGACUCUGCUGAACGGGGACUUCAAGGUGACCUACGAUGUCAAUCGGGAGAAGCUCUGUGACCUCCUGGUCGCCAACAACUACUUUGCCCACUUCUUUGCCCCCCAAAACCUGACAAAACUGAAUAAGAACGUGGUUUUUGUGAUUGACAUUAGUUCCUCCAUGGAAGGCCAGAAAGUGAAGCAGACCAAAGAGGCGCUUUUAAAAAUCCUGAGUGAUUUGAAGCCAGGGGACUACUUCGACCUGGUCCUGUUUGGGUCUGCAGUGCAGUCCUGGAGGGGCUCAUUGGUGCAGGCAUCCACCGCCAACCUGGAUGCAGCUCGGAGUUAUGUGCGGCAAUUCUCCCUGGCUGGCUCGACAAACCUGAAUGGAGGUUUGCUCCGAGGAAUUGAGAUCUUGAACAAAGCUCAGGGCAGCCUCCCAGAAUUCAGCAACCGUGCCUCAAUUCUCAUCAUGUUGACAGAUGGCGAGCCCACGGAGGGGGUGACGGAUCGUUCCCAAAUUCUCAAGAACGUCCGAGAUGCCAUCAGGGGCAGGUUCCCACUCUACAACUUGGGCUUCGGCCAUGAUGUGGAUUGGAAUUUCCUGGAGGUUAUGGCCCUGGAGAACAACGGACGUGCCCAGAGAAUCUACGAGGACCAUGAUGCUGCUCAGCAGCUGCAGGGCUUCUACGACCAGGUCGCCAACCCCCUCCUGAAGGAUGUGGAGUUGCAGUACCCCGCGGAUGCCGUCCUGGCUCUUACCCAGCAUCGCCACAAACAGUACUACGAAGGCUCAGAGAUCACAGUAGCGGGGCGGAUCGCUGACAACAAACUGAGCAGCUUCAAAGCGGACGUGCAGGCCUCUGGGGACCAAGGAUUCAAGACAACCUGUCUGGUGGAUGAGGAAGAGAUGAAGAAACUGCUCCAAGAGAGGGGCCACAUGCUGGAGAACUAUGUCGAACGCCUGUGGGCCUACCUCACCAUCCAGGAGCUGCUGGCCAAGAGGAUGAAGCUGGAGGGGGCGGAGAAGGCCAGUGUUUCGGCCAAGGCCCUGCAGAUGUCACUGGACUAUCAGUUCGUGACCCCGCUGACCUCCAUGACCAUCAGGGGCAUGGCAGACAAGGACGGGCUGGAGCCGGUCAUUGACAAGCCUCUGGAGGAUUCUCAGCCCUUGGAGAUGCUGGGACCCAGAAGGAAGUUCGUGCUAUCCGCCUCACAGCCUUCUCCGACACACCCCAGCUCCAGCAUCCAGAAGCUGCCAGACCGAGUGACUGGCGUGGACACUGACCCCCACUUCAUCAUCCGCGUGCCCCAGAAAGAGGAAACCCUGUGUUUCAAUAUCAACGAGGAGCCUGGUGUGGUUCUGAGCCUGGUGCAGGAUCCUGACACAGGCUUCUCAGUGAAUGGGCAGCUCAUCGGCAACAAGGCCAGGAGCCCGGGAAAGCAUGAGGGCACCUACUUCGGGCGGCUGGGGAUCGCAAACCCCGCAACAGGCUUUCAGCUGGAAGUGACUCCACAGAACAUUACGCUGAACCCUGGCUCUGGUGGGCCUGUGUUCUCCUGGAGGGACCAGGCUUCACUGCGGCAGGACGAGGUGGUGGUGACCAUCAACAGGAAGAGGAACCUGGUGGUGUCCGUGGAGGAUGGGGGCACCUUUGAGGUGGUCCUGCACCGUGUGUGGAAGGGGAGUGCUAUCCACCAGGACUUCCUGGGCUUUUACGUGCUGGAUAGUCACCGGAUGUCAGCACGGACACAUGGACUGCUGGGACAAUUCUUCCACCCCUUUGAUUAUAAAGUGUCUGACCUCCACCCAGGCUCUGACCCCACAAAGACAGACGCCACAAUGGUGGUGAAGAACCGCCGGCUGACAGUCACCAGGGGCUUGCAAAAAGACUACAGCAAGGAUCCCCGGCACGGGGCCGAGGUGACCUGCUGGUUCAUCCACAAUAAUGGAGAUGGGCUGAUUGAUGGCGUUCACACUGACUAUAUCAUCCCCGACAUCUUCUGAGCCUCCAGCCAGCGCUCCUGUCCUUCCAUGGGGCCAUGACAGAGAAGGAGGAGAGCAUCCUGACCUGCUGCUCAAGCGACACCUCCCUGUCCAAGCUGGUCCCCUACGUCAAAGCACUUGUGACUUCAUUAAA
Molecule: messenger RNA, 2724 nt
Organism: Phacochoerus africanus (Common warthog)
Lineage: Eukaryota; Metazoa; Chordata; Mammalia; Artiodactyla; Suidae
Gene: ITIH1
Product: inter-alpha-trypsin inhibitor heavy chain 1
Exons: 20
Coding region: 285-2591 (768 amino acids)
Biological process (GO): hyaluronan metabolic process
Molecular function (GO): serine-type endopeptidase inhibitor activity
Source: RefSeq, a predicted model, not a curated record